Centruroides sculpturatus (bark scorpion) is the source of this 1493-nucleotide messenger RNA. RefSeq names its product cholesterol 7-desaturase-like. Gene Ontology annotation, cellular component: chloroplast. The record is from RefSeq and is a predicted model, not a curated record. The transcript is spliced from 8 exons. Bases 114 to 1295 code for a protein of 393 amino acids. Lineage: Eukaryota; Metazoa; Arthropoda; Arachnida; Scorpiones; Buthidae. Gene Ontology annotation, molecular function: chlorophyllide a oxygenase activity; 2 iron, 2 sulfur cluster binding. Gene Ontology annotation, biological process: chlorophyll biosynthetic process; cholesterol metabolic process.
UCUUUCAAUGCAUCGCUUCGAUAACUAUAAAUAAACCUUAUCUACUAUUUCUAUCGUUGGUUUUUAUUCUUAUCAUCUACUUUUGUUUUUCGACUAUAAACAAUGUUGUUGACAUGACUGGUAUCGGUUAUGAAGAUGGAAAAAUGAAUGCGAAGGAAUUACGUAGAAAACGAAUUCAGUUAUUAAAAGAUACAAAUAGAUCGAGAAAAACACAGGAGUUUCCUCCCGCAUAUCCGAAUGGAUGGAUACCUUUGUUAGAAUCUAGAGAUCUACCUGUUGGAAAGUGCAAGCCUGUUACUGCUCUAGGCUUCGUGCUACUUAAUGGUGCCAUGUCAAAACUGACACAGCUGUGCCUUAUAGGACAAAUCAAUUGCAAGAAGAGCCAUUGCGGGUUCGCGCGCCAGGGGUUGCGCUUGUACUAUGAAAAAUUGCNUUUGGGCGCUCACUUAGGAACUGAUGGCAAGGUUCACGAGGAUUGUAUCGAAUGUCCUUUCCACGGAUGGCGAUUUGCUGGACAGGAUGGUUCUUGCGUGAAAAUACCUUACGCAGAAAAAAUUCCAGAAGUGGCUAAUACAAAAAGUUGGGAAACCAUCGAACGAAAUGGAUUUAUUUACGUGUGGCAUCAUGCAGAAGGCCAACCUCCUCUGUGGAAACCUCCAGUUAUACCAGAAAUACAGAAUCGACUUAUGUUCUAUAAAGGUCGUAGUGAACACAUUUUGAAUUGUCAUAUUCAGGAAAUUAUGGAAAAUGCAGCAGAUUUCGCUCAUAUUAAUUGUGUUCACAAAUUUGGUAUUACGUCUAGAAUUACUUUGCAUCCGGAAAAUUGGUGGAAAUAUUUAUACUGUAUAAUUUCUUGCCUUCCAGUAAAAUGUGAAGAAACAUUUUACUGUUGCAAAUACGAAGGAAUUAUCACUAUUAAAUUGUUCGGGAUAUCUGUAAUAUGGACAUCAUAUGAAAUUCAACAGAUUGGACCCGCAAUAAUGCGUGUUCAAUUCAAAAGUAUAUAUGGAAACGGUAUAUUCGUAUAUGGCAUGAUACCAGAAGGACCAGUUCGACUAAGAUUGAUACGACAAUUUUAUACUCCUUCUCGAUUUAUAGGCAUACGUGAUUAUAUUAUGUUUUUUUUUGAAUGUUGUAUGCUUGAACGGGACAUUCGAAUAUGGAAUUACAAAAUGUAUUUGAAGAAUCCAGUUUAUGUAUCAGAAGACAGAACAAUUGCCAAAUAUAGAAAAUGGUACUCUCAGUUUUACAGUGACAACAGCCCCAAGGUUGAAGAAAAUGGUCUUAGUUGGUAAUUAGAAGCAAUGUUAUACUUUAUAGAGCUUCUGACCGAAAUUACAUAUAUAAUUUUUAAAUUUUGGCUUUUUAUUAUCAUAAUUGAUUUUGAAUUUUAAUUCUUGUUAUUGCGUUAAAUAUUGAUGCAUUGCUUUAAAAAUUACUGCUAAAAAGUUAUUUCUUAUGUGAAAUUUCUAUUUCCGCUUUUGUAUUUUAAU